This is a messenger RNA of Dunckerocampus dactyliophorus (ringed pipefish), 1367 nucleotides long. RefSeq names its product T-cell leukemia homeobox protein 1-like. The coding region runs from base 1 to 849 and encodes 282 amino acids. Gene Ontology annotation, cellular component: nucleus. Gene Ontology annotation, molecular function: DNA-binding transcription factor activity, RNA polymerase II-specific; RNA polymerase II cis-regulatory region sequence-specific DNA binding. Lineage: Eukaryota; Metazoa; Chordata; Actinopteri; Syngnathiformes; Syngnathidae. Gene Ontology annotation, biological process: regulation of transcription by RNA polymerase II; animal organ development. The transcript is spliced from 3 exons. The record is from RefSeq and is a predicted model, not a curated record.
AUGGAUCACGUAGGGCACCUCCAGCAACACACGCACGCGCAGGAGCCCAUCACCUUCGGCAUCGAGCACAUCCUGAGCACCGGCGAGCACAUGCUGGGCACGAGGAUGCACGAGCCGGAUUACGGUCACCUGUACACGUACGGCGGCGACGCCGCCGCCGCCGCCGCCGCCGCCGGCGGCUUUCCGUGCGCGAGCGCUCACGGCAGCGCUUACCACGUGGGCACGGGCGUAGGCGUGAACGGGACCAACGUCAACCCCGCAGGGGUCAUACGCGUGCCCGCGCACAGACCCGUGAGCGGCGGGAGUUUGCCGCCUGUGACCGGAAGCGUCAACAACCUGAGCGCCCUCACCUUCCCGUGGAUGGAAACCAACAGAAGAUACACCAAAGACACCUUCACAGUGUGUGUGUCUCCUCGCACGGUACCGCGUCGUGUGGGGCAUCCUUACCAAAACCGGACUCCGGCCAAGAAGAAGAAGCCCCGGACGUCGUUCAGCCGGCUGCAGAUCUGCGAGCUGGAGAAACGUUUCCACCGGCAGAAGUAUUUGUCCUCCGCAGAGAGGACCGUCCUCGCCAAAGCCCUGAAGAUGAGCGACGCUCAGGUGAAGACCUGGUUCCAAAACAGACGCACCAAAUGGAGGAGGCAGACAGCGGAGGAGAGAGAGGCAGAGAGGCAGCAGGCCAAUCGCAUCCUCAUGCAGCUUCAGCAGGAAGCUUUCCAGAAGUCCAUCAAACAGCCGCUGACACCGGACCCGCUGUGCCUGCAGAACACUUCCCUGUUCGCCCUGCAGAACCUGCAGCCUUGGAGCGAAACCCCCAGCAAGAUGAGCAGCGUGUCGGCCUGCGAGUAGCAACGCAACGCGGCCUGCUUGUGCUUGUGCAGGUCCACUGGCUCGGAAGCGGGGCCCUUCCGGUAUCUUCUUGUUUUGGUUGCGUGUUGGACUUGUACAAAGUGAAUGGCUCAUUCCAAACUCGAACAAAUGGCAUUUGCACAAGAACGUAUUUUCAUAUCUGACGAGAAAAACAGAACUUGUGUCACACCUUUACACUUUCUAAAUGUCUCAAGGUUUGUCUUUAGAAAAUGGUAUGAAAACUUCAAAAACAAAAAAGAAAUACACCACAGGUGUCCAAAGUGGGGCCCGGACGCCAGGAGGUCUUUUUUAAAUUGUCCCUCAGCAUAUUGUAAACGAAUCAAAUGAAUGAUUGAGCUCUUCAACUGGUAUUUAACGUGAAUGCUUGAAACAGUGCAAGUAAAUCAUCUCUCAAUUUCAUGGUUUCACAACAAAAAUUUCAAUAAAUAAGAAGACACAUGAUUAUUAUUUAGUGUUUUUAAGGUGUAUUCCUAAACAUAAAAAUGUUUUAUGAAGGC